This is a messenger RNA of Folsomia candida, 1798 nucleotides long. RefSeq names its product glycerol kinase. The transcript has 11 exons. The record is from RefSeq and is a predicted model, not a curated record. Gene Ontology annotation, biological process: triglyceride metabolic process; glycerol metabolic process; glycerol-3-phosphate biosynthetic process. Gene Ontology annotation, cellular component: mitochondrion. The coding region runs from base 164 to 1675 and encodes 503 amino acids. Lineage: Eukaryota; Metazoa; Arthropoda; Collembola; Entomobryomorpha; Isotomidae. Gene Ontology annotation, molecular function: glycerol kinase activity.
GUCCAAACUUGGAACCCUGGUUGAAUUGUUGGGUUUAUAAUGGUCAAGCCGGCGUCCAGUUCAGUUCAAUCAUCACUUCACCUUAGAAAGGACAAGUCACGCAAUCAUCCAACUUAUUCUGACGAGGCGUAUCGUGAAUUACGUAAGCAAGUCAGCCUUAAUCAUGAGCCAUUUGGUUGGAGCUAUCGAUCAAGGGACCAGCUCAUCUCGGUUUCUCAUAUUUGAGGCAAAUACGGGGAAAUUGGUGACUCUUUAUCAGACCGAAAUUCCAAGGUUUGCACCGAAACAAGGAUGGGUGGAACAAGAUGCCGACAUUUUGCUAUCUUCCACAAUCACCUGUAUUGACAAAUGUGUCGAGAAAUUGGAAGCUUUGGGGUUAUCUGCGUCCCAAGUAAAGACCAUCGGAAUUACGAACCAGCGAGAAACACUGAUCGUGUGGGAUAAAUUAACCGGAAAACCUUUGUACAAUGCAAUUGUUUGGAUGGAUACCCGAGCUCUUCCUGCCGUGGAAGAGAAUUUAUCCGCUAGGAAAGAAGAAUGUGAGAAAAUCCGUCGAAUCUGUGGCCUUCCGAUGAGCACUUAUUUCAGCGCACUAAAACUGAAAUGGCUUCUGGAUAAUGUGCCCGAAGUACGGAAUGCGCUAAAGGAAAACCGAUGCCUCUUUGGUACCGUGGAUACUUGGCUAGUUUGGAAUCUGACGGGAGGGGUGAAGGGUGGCCUGCACAUCACGGAUGUCACCAAUGCUUCAAGGACCAUGCUAAUGAACUUGCAGACUUUGCAGUGGGAUCCCUACUUGUGUGAAUUUUUUGGGAUUGAUAAGAAACUGCUCCCUGAAAUUAGAUCUUCCUCAGAGAUCUAUGGACACUUAGUGUCCACAAAAUUGGCCAACGUUCCAAUUUCCGGGAUAUUGGGUGAUCAACAAGCCGCAAUGGUCGGCCAAUUAUGCCUCAAACCAGGAGAAGCAAAAUGUACAUAUGGAACAGGUUGCUUUCUCCUAUUCAACACUGGAGAAAAGAUAGUUCAUUCCACUCAAGGCCUCCUCACCACUGUUGGAUAUAAAUUUGGUAAAGAUCAACCUGUCGUGUAUGCUCUCGAAGGUUCCGUCGCCAUCACGGGAGCAUGCAUCCGAUGGCUGAGGGACAACUUGGCCUUUGGCGAAGAUUACGAACAAAUGGUUCAACUAGCCGACAGUGUCGACAAUACUGGAGGGGUUUACUUUAUCCCUGCUUUUUCGGGACUAUUUGCCCCGUAUUGGCAAUCCGGAGCGAGAGGCUUAAUAUGUGGCCUUACCGAAUUUUCAACGAAAGCCCACAUCACACGAGCAGCCUACGAGGCGGUUGCCUUUCAAGUGAAGGACAUUCUGGACGCCAUGAAUAAUGAGGUCGGUGUGGUGCCGCUUUCUUCUCUUCGAGUCGAUGGUGGCAUGACCGUGGUGGAAAGCCUGAUGCGUCUGCAGGCUGAUUUCUUGGGGAUCGAAACACUCCGAGCAAAAAUGCCAGAGACGAGCGCACUCGGGGCGGCAAUGGCUGCUGGAUUUGCGAAAGGGGUGGACGUUUGGAAUCCAUUUUUGGAAACCGAGAGCAUGGAGAGAGACGCUUUUCACCCAACUAUGGGCGAAAAAGAGAGACGCGAUCGACACGCUAACUGGAAGAUUGCUGUGACCCGAAGUUUUUAACACGGAAGAAAAGAAUGACAUCAAAUAUGUAUGUGCUCAUGUAUGUAAAUCCGUAUAAUGCUAUAAAGUACAUUCAAAUAGAGAUGACGAAUAAUAAAAAAACAUGACGUAGAAACAAACUAA